This is a messenger RNA of Eriocheir sinensis (Chinese mitten crab), 8126 nucleotides long. RefSeq names its product apoptosis-inducing factor 1, mitochondrial-like. The record is from RefSeq and is a predicted model, not a curated record. Gene Ontology annotation, cellular component: cytoplasm; mitochondrion. Gene Ontology annotation, biological process: apoptotic process; mitochondrial respiratory chain complex assembly. Bases 177 to 2669 code for a protein of 830 amino acids. NCBI's taxonomy places the organism in Eukaryota, Metazoa, Arthropoda, Malacostraca, Decapoda, Varunidae. The transcript has 14 exons. Gene Ontology annotation, molecular function: protein dimerization activity; NAD(P)H oxidase H2O2-forming activity; FAD binding.
AGAUAUGGAGUAAACAAAAUAAUUGAGGUAUCAGCCAUCAAUGUAAUGAUAUUAUGCUUAUUUUCAAAGCAUAACUAUGAAGGAAAUGUAUAUUUCUGCCUAGUUUUACGGAUCCCGGCUGCAAUCGGCGCAGUGCUGGAACGGCCGUGUGGUACAGCAGCAGGCAGCAGGGAAGGAUGUACCGGUGCGGGGGCCUCGUCUCGCGGGUCACUAAGUCCUCCAGAGCGGCGGACUGCGUCAGGAGGACUGGAGGGGCGACUGUUCGCUCAAGCAGGGAAUAUGGCAAUGUCCCAUUCAAACCCCCCACCAUGAAUGACCUGCCCCAACCUCAAGGAUCCUGGACUCAAAGAUAUGAACGCUUGCAAAGGAGGUACAACUUACAGCUGGCAGCCGGCAUUGGAGUUGCUACUUUCACCCUCUUCUUUGUUAAGCAGAGUGGCCUGCUACCCCUGGCAACUGGACCAGGCAAACCAAAGUUUCCCAAGGCAGCACCUGUAGUUGCUGAAGAGGAAGAAGAAACUUCUGUAGAGGAAUCUGUUGAGCCUGUUGAAUCUCCUGCUGAAGAAGCUGCACCUGCCCCAGUUGAGGAAGCUGUACCUGCCCCAACUGAAGAAGCUGCACCUGCCCCAGUUGAGGAAGCUGCACCUGCCCCAGUUGAGGAAGCUGCACCUGCCCCAGUUGAGGAAGCUGCACCUGCCCCAGUUGAAGCUUCUGCUGCUGCUGUGGAAGAAGCCCCUAGUGCUCCUCCUUCCCAGGAACCUCUUGUACCAGAGCCAUCUGCACCGGCAGCUACUGUUGAGGAAACUUCUGCUGCUCCAGAAUCAAAAAGCCCAUCCCAUGAAGAAACCAUACAGCCUUUAUCAGUUGAGGAAACUAAUGAAAAUGUGGUUGAACUGACUGAAACACCAGAGACUGAAAAUGCAGUUGUGUCUCUGCAGUCCAUGUCCAAUAUUGAAGCAGAAUCUGGCAUAAAAGAUGAAAGGUCUGCAGAUCAACAAGAUAGUGAGGGUGUAGUCUGUGUUGUCCCUCCAGCCAGUUCUCCUGAUGAAGUGCCUUCCUCAGUAGAUCCUAUUUCUCCUGUUGAAUCUGCUUCCUCCCCUGAAUUGGCUUCAACCCCUGAAUCAACACUGGCAUGUUCAGCACCAGAACUAAUUGAAGGGGAUGAAACUGUAAACAAAAUUGACCCCUCCCCGGAAGCUAAAGGUGCAGCAAAGGCAGUACCAGAACAUGUGACUUACCUCAUCGUGGGUGCCGGCACAUCCUCUGUAGCAGCUUUCAGGGCCAUAAAGAGCAGGGAUGCUAAAGCAAAGAUCCUAGUGGUGUCUGGGGAGGGCGAGAGUCCUUACAUGAGACCACCACUUAGUAAGGAGUUAUGGUAUACUGAGGAUCUUGAGGCAGCAAAGUUGCUUCGCUUUAAGCAAUGGAAUGGGAAAGAGAGAAGCAUUUUCUUUGAGCAUGAAGACUACUACACUCCAGUGACUGAAUUGGAUUCAAGAGAAAAUGGCGGCAUCUCUGUGCUGCGAGGACGACAGGUGGUCAAGCUGGAUCCACACAAAAAACGAGUGUAUUUGGAUGAUGGAAGUGAAAUAUCUUAUGACAAAUGUCUUCUUGCAACAGGUGGGUCUCCAAAAACAUUGUCAGUGUUUGAGAAGGCUGGAGAAGACAUCAGCAAGAAUGUUACUCUGUUCCGCACCAUUGCUGACUACAGGCAGCUGAAUGAAGUGGCCCAACAAGGCAAACACAUCACUAUUAUUGGAGGAGGAUUUCUGGGUUCAGAACUUGCCUGUGCACUUGGGCACAAAUCCAAAACCACGAAGGGGUCAGUGACGCAAGUGUACCCUGAAUCCGGGAACAUGGGAAGGAUCUUACCAGAGUACCUCUCCAAGUGGACCACUGAAAAAGUCAAAUCUGAAGGUGUCAGUGUCAUCACAGAUUCUGCUGUUCAAGAUAUAAAAAAAACUGAAGAUGGCAAGCUUUCAUUGUCACUCAACACUGGCAAAGAGAUUGUGACCGACCAUGUGGUUUUGGCUGUGGGUCUGGAGCCUAAUGUGGAGCUGGCACAUUCCUCAGGCCUGGAGUUGGAUGACACCCAUGGAGGUUUCAGAGUUAAUGCAGAGUUAGAAGCUCGAUCAAACUUGUGGGUGGCUGGUGAUGCAGCUUGCUUCUAUGACAUUAAGUUGGGACGUCGACGAGUGGAGCACCAUGAUCAUGCUAUUGUCUCAGGCAGACUAGCUGGGGAGAACAUGACUGGAGCUGGUAAGCCCUAUUGGCAUCAGUCUAUGUUCUGGUCAGACUUGGGACCUGAAGUUGGCUAUGAAGCCAUUGGCAUUGUUGACUCCUCCUUACCUACUGUGGGCGUCUUUGCUAAGGCUACCACCAAGGACACGCCAAAGGCUGUGGUUGAGGCAACUGGAGAGGGCUUGAGAUCUGAAACUGAACAGACUGCAGAUACUAGUUCUCUGGUCCACUCCAGUGCUCCUCAUGCUCCAUUAAAGGGGGAAGACUAUGGCAAGGGAAUAAUCUUUUACCUCAGAGACAACAUUGUGGUGGGCAUCGUCCUCUGGAAUGUCUUCAACCGUAUGCCAAUUGCAAGAAAGAUUAUCAAGGAUGGCAAAAGUUAUGAUGACUUAAAUGAAGUUGCCAAGCUUUUCAGUUUACAUUCAGAAUAAAGAAAUUACGUAAGUAUGCUCAAGGGUCGUAGAUAUUUUAUGCUUGGGCUUGUACCUGCGUAAACAAAGAAGAAAAAGAAAAGUGAUACUUGCAGGGCUGGUGCCAUACUUUAUUCUAAUGGAAGUCAAAUUAAAAUGUUCAGUACUGUUGAAAAUUGUUUCCUAGAAAAAGCUUAGCCUGUGUUAGGUCAGUGUUCAGCUACUUUUGAAUAUUAGUCUUGCUGGUGAUGGUUAUAGUUGUCAUAGUUUUAUUUAUCACAACUUCCACAGUGUAUGAAAUUUUUCUUUGACUGUCAGAUUGAAGGUUCUUGAAUGUACUGUAAUAAGUUGUUGUGGCAUCUGAAAUUGUUUUUGGUGAUUUACUAUGAAUGAUGAUGUUUGCACUCUCUAAGAAAUUCCUGAACUCAUAUUUAGAAUUAAUAGGGGUGUAUCACUGCACUAUAUGGCACUAGUGUGGCCUUCAACUUUUGUAACCCUUUUGGAUGCAACAUCAGAAUUUUGGGCAAAGAAACUUAAUCUUUCAAAUGUGAUGAAUUUGAGUGCUGAGUAAUCCUAGAUGUUUACUAGCUGCUGAAACUUUAGGAGUUACAGAGCAUUAAAUUUGAAUUUGUGGACUAUCGUGGUAGUGGGGAAUAAGGCCUGAACAUGACAUACAAUAUUAUGCUCUUCACUAAUUUGUUGGAAAGACAUCCAAGACAUUGUUAAAGAUGGGCCCAUAUACUUAUAAGGAAAUUGGGUCUUUGACUUAAGUUGCAUCAUAACCAACAUGUCUUUAUCCUAGCUGGGAUGAAGUCUCGUGUGUUGAUCUCAGUCAUUCACUUAAGUGGGAGAAAGCACCGUUGCCAGCAAAGGCAAGUUACCUCAAGAGAUCAGUUUUCUAAUAUUAAAAUUUAUGGGUAAGAAUACCUGACAGCGGUAAAAAUAUUGAGGAAAAAUAAACCACGUUCAUUAUAAAAUUGUUUGAUGAGGCUACAAUAAGUUUUUGACUCAUUUGCAAGUUAUAACAAUUAAUAGUUUCAAAACCUUAUCAGGAGGACACAUGGGGCUGCAUAUUUUGGAAAAUAUGAAAUUUGCUGUAUAUACGUAAAGGACCUAAUACAUAUUGGUUCUGCCCCCCAUAGAAAUGUUCCUGCUGACUUCCCUAGCUGUUUUUACAUUCUUUCUCAUGGUUUUUUUUUUUUGGAGGUUUGAAGGAAAAUGAGAUAUCGGCCUGACCUAUCAUGACAAAAAGACCCUGGGCAAUGCAGCCACUGCCGCUGCUCCAGCCGUGUUGUCAUCUGCAGGACGAGUCUGAAGCGAAGACCCAGGCCUUAUUCCACCUCUCACCCAACUUUAUCUAAGGAACAAAUCUCGGGCUCGCUAUGAUGUCAUAGGAGAAACACCACGGGAUUUAGGAUGAUGCGUGGCCAUUUUGAUUGCUUAACCCCUUCGUCACUGGGACUCGCCCCCGCUCCCGCAUUAACGCCCUCCCGCCGAACCGGAUUUUUCUAUCUGUGCAACUCGAAAAUUACGAACUCUGUAGCAGCACCUGCAAGCUGUAAUGGAGGUGCUGGCACUGCUUUGGCAGCCAUGUCUCACUCAUCAACCCCACUCUCCUCGCUGCUGCUCACAUCAGGAUCAUUUUCCGGCAAGUACUCCUCAUCACUAUCGCUAACAGUAAUAUCUGUGUACCGUCAUUGUCCGAGCCCUCAAACUCCGUUCCUACACCAUUGUCUGAAUCACAGGCAGGAGACACCAUAGGGGACAUAGCCUCAGGCAGUAAUGCGAGUGUGACGAGUACUGAGAGGCAAUUGAGAGGGGCUGGCAAGGCCGCUGCUCAAGGCUGCAUGGCUUAGGUGCCAAUAGCAGUUUUUACUUCCAACAUAGUAUAUUCUAUAUGAUACAGACAAAGGUAUGUAUAUAGAAACAUAAAAAAAAGUUAAAAUACCCCAAAUAAACAAAUGGAUGUAGUUGGCAUUUAUUAGUGCCUCUUUAGAGUGCCAUACGGGAUGGCAUGAAGUCAUUGCAUGGAUGCCAUAGGCCACAAUAUGAGGGCUUGCCUAUACAUGCCAAACCGAGUUUUGGUAAGGCUCCAUACACCCUCAACUUAUGAUGAUGUACGCAUGUACAACAUCGGUUCCUCAGUCAAACUUCAGUUAUGUUGUACGCGUGUACAACAUUUCGGAAAUCCGGUAAUGAAGGGGUUAAGGGGAGCGUCCGCCACAUCUUUAAUUAUUAACGUAUGAUCCUGAUUAUAUUCAUGUGAAAUGUAUGCUUAUGGAGAAGUAAUAUACGCUUACUUUCAAAUCUAUCUAUAAGUCGAUACAUAAUAGGAAAAAAUAAAAUUUAAACAAAACUCAACUCAAAAUUCCUCUCUCAUCUAAUGACCUACGCUGCUGAAAAAAAAUACCACUUCACUCUGCCUGCAUGUGUCGCGCACCGUGAUGGUUGCGGCGAGUGACAUGUUGCUAUAAAUAACUGUUUUCAAUAUGUGGAGCUUUAUCUGCAUUCUGAUUACAUUAUUGUGUUCACGAGAGAUUUUCCUAUGUAACGUAAUAAUAUAUUUCUGCAGUCAAUGAACAACUGUUGAAAACAGCGAGCAUAAUUAAAACUAUAACAUGUUAUAAAUAUUUUUUUAACAUCUUCACAGUUCAACUAGUCGUAAUACCAUUUUCUUUUUUGUUUUGUCAAGUUUUUACAAUACAUCUUGAUUAUACAGUCACUGCUGAGUCUACUGGUGUCAACCAAAACUGGCUAUCUUGUAUAUGAGGUGAGCUAUGGCAUAUAAUAAACAAACAUGUCCCACUAGACUGACUAGAGCAUGCAAGAUGUGGUCCGACAUGAAUGUUAGCGAGAGAGCGGUGCAGCCAAUCAGCUGCAACCUUUCCAACUUGCCUAGGCACCAGGAAUCUAGCUCAAGUGAACAAGAUAUAGUUUGCCUCAAGAUGCCAUGCAAAUAUUCUUUUAGGCUAUUUUCUACGCAGAAACAUGAUGAUGUAUGCACCUGUGUAUGAAAAUAGCUUUUUUUUUUUUUUUUAUUAUAUUUUUAUUUAUUUAUUUAUGUCUAUAGCACCAGUAGACUUUCUUGAGGGGCCAUAAUGGUAGUCGGCCCCAGCCCGUCAUGGCGCAGGCAAGUGUGUUAUAGUGACGUAAGUGAUGAGCGGAAGAGGGUGGAUGGGUGGGGGGGAUUCACCCUUAACUCUGUCAUUUUUGGUUAUUUCUUCAUAAUAUUUUGCCACAAGCUAGCCGAGGCAUGUACGAAGACGUGAAUUUUUACAAUUUUGUCGAUUUUUAUUUAUUUAUUUAUUUUUUUAUUAUCCACUGCGGAAGGUCACCUUAAGAUGAGCCUAACAUGGAGUGUUAGCUUCAUAAGUAUGAGCCCUGAAUGAUAAAACUUUGCUCAAGAACUUGAUGGAGCAUCUCAGCAGGUUACGUAAUUAUAUAUAAACAUUGCAGGGGUGCUUAUACUUUUCUGUUUUGAUCUUACAAUCAAGCUUCACCUAUUUUUUCAAUGUACCUUUAUGGUGUAUUCCAGCAGUGAAAGUAUGUUAUGAAUGGCAAAUUGAACAUAAUUGCCACAUUUUGCCAUCCACAACUAGCUGACCAGCCAGGAUAAGCCCCAAAUGUGCCAUUAACUUGAGACACCCAAGGUUUACAAUUAUAACUCGGUGUCAUUAAUACAGUUCUGGAAAGUAAGCCUGAAACAGUUUGCAGUGAGAGGUGACAGUCGGUUCCCUGCACUAAUAAAGUACUCUUGAUUUGGAUGGAUGCAAGUGGGGUUGUUACUAAUUCUUAUACCCAUUUCCACACUUACUACUGUAGUUAAAAAUUGGUGCCAAAUUUAUCAAAAGGCCUUGCUAUUAGAAUGAGGACUAAUGAAAUCCAUAAAGAUCUGUUGGAGGUUAAGUCUGGUGCCUGCACAUGUUAUGGGUAUUGUGUUCAGCAAUGUACAUGUUAGGUGGAGGAAGCUACCAUCACAGGUACUUCAUUGUCAUAUAAUUUACUGGCAAAAAUAGAAUGGUAUAUACAGCUAAAUAACAUAAUAUUAUCUUUCUGUAUCUGCUACUGGCACCAGGUUCUUUCUGGGAAAUGUUACCACUGAGGCCAAGGUAAAUUUUUUUUGCUUUUAGUGUCUAGGCAAAGGUUUCAUACAUUCCACAGAGGGCAUUCCCAUAUAGGGGAGUUCCCAGAGGGAACAGGGCACCAAAGCUGUAGACAGAUUGAUGGAUAUUAGAGGACAUCAUGGCAAGUUAAGACUGGUAUUUGAAUAAGAUGUAAGCAUAACAGAAACAUUGUUGCCUCAGAGUCAAGCUCACUGGGAACUGACACCAGGUGAUUGUUAUCUUGACUUUAAAUUUUGUCCACUGUGAACUUGUUUCUUGGGGGAAGUGUAGGGAAUAUGUAUGCUAGGCACCAAAUCUCUCAGAAUGGCAUUUGUAUUGUCACAUACUUUGAAUUGCUAAAUUUUUGCAUUUGAUGCUAAUUAUCAAAUGUUGCCCUAUGCUCAGAUGUGUGUCCAAAGGGUUGAGGAAUGAGUGUCCACAUUCUGAUGGUCUUACCCUUGUACUGCUGCCUGUAUGUCUCUUAACAUCUCAGUAUGUAGGAGAUUCCAGAACAAAGUUUUUAACACUCAUCCAUAACUGACCUUGUGCUAUUGUAUAUAAAGUCAGCCAGCCAGCACUAGGUCAAUAGAAUUCACAUAUUAUUUUUUGGUAUGAUUUGGUCAGGUCAAACACCAAUUUCUAUUUUUACCAGUGUUCACAUUAAUGGUUGUAUUGUAUAUUAAUGGUAUUGUCAUAUGGUAUAUUUUUAUACAGUUUGCCUUUUCCUGUAUAUGCAAGGUGGCCUUCAAGAAAGAAACAGGAAAAUGAAUAAUUACAAUAACUGUAAUUAAAGUGUUUAGCUAUCUGUUUCUUUUGUUAUGUAGAAUUUUAAUAUUCCCAGGAAAGGGACUUCCAGCUCAAAACUUUUUCUCUUCAUUUACCCAUUAUGAUGACAUGGUGAAAGUACCUCAGUGGUAUUGAAAUUAGUUAUGGUCUCCAUGAGUUACAACAAUUUCAAGCUUUAGCAAUCAUCUGUAAUCAUUACAUUGACAGAAAAGACCAGCAACUCAAAACUGCUUGAUAUGCUUAGUUACCUCAGUCCAAUAAUAGGGCAUAAGAGUGUUUGCAUGUAUGAAGCAUCGAGCUCAUACAAGCAGCAGUCAAAGGGCUUUCAGAAAUAUUCCAGUUUAAUUUUCAAUACACAAAACUUUAAUUUAUUAUUUAAAAAAAAAAUAUAUAUAGGGUUCAAUUAAAAAUUUAUGUAUGCACCAUACCAAGGAGAAUAAGUUCUUUCUUUAGAGAGUUAAUGGUUGUAGUGUGUUGUGGAUCAGAAGAUUGUUGAAUGUGUAAAUAUACACUGUAAACUGUGUACAACCUGUAUAUACUGUUAGUGGUAUAAGAGUAUAUGAAAGUGAGAUUAAAAGUAUGUAUUUUA